This is a messenger RNA of Cyanistes caeruleus (blue tit), 1968 nucleotides long. It is a transcript of the gene MEIOB, whose product is annotated as meiosis specific with OB-fold. Gene Ontology annotation, biological process: resolution of meiotic recombination intermediates. The record is from RefSeq and is a predicted model, not a curated record. Gene Ontology annotation, molecular function: single-stranded DNA 3'-5' DNA exonuclease activity; single-stranded DNA binding. Lineage: Eukaryota; Metazoa; Chordata; Aves; Passeriformes; Paridae.
GAGGGGCUUGAGGGGCUGAAGAGUCCAGGAGGAGAUUGAAGGGUUUGUGAGGGACACCUGAGGAGCUGAAGAGUCCAGGAGGAGGUUGAAGGGUGUUCCAGUGCUGGUUCCUUUGACACGACCCAGCUGCUGUGAGGUACAGCAGGUAACAGUAUUUAACUUCUUCUGAGUUUCAGAUAAAGAAUGGCUCAUUCUCGUUCAGCACGGGACUUUGUUGCACUUUCAGAUCUGCAUCCAAACCUCGCUCGUCCUAAUGUAAUCGGGGUGGUUAUUGGGAAAACAGAUGUCAGAAGCUUUCCAGACCGAAAAAACAUUGGCACUGAAAGAUACACCUUCAAUUUUACCAUUCGUGAUUCCCCAACUUGUUUCAUUAAUGUCCAGUCGUGGGGCAGAGAAGAAUACAUCAGAUCCCUCUCAGAAAGCUUCAGGGUUGGUGACUGUGUUACAAUUGAAAAUCCUUUAAUUCAGUCAAAGGAAGCAGAAAGAGAAGAAAAAUUCAACCCUGUAACUCCUAGUGGCUACAAAUUAUUGCUCAGUGAAAACCACUCUGUGGUUAAAACCUCUUCCUGCUACGAUACAGACACCAGGCUCCUGGCUCUGCUGCACCUGCCUGUCAAGGACCCUCAGGAUUAUUAUUCCCUGGGGGACAUCGUGGCAAAUGGACAAAGCCUCCAUGGGAGAGUCCUCAACGUGCUGGCAGCUGUGAUGGCAGUUGGGGAGCCCAAAUAUUUCAUGACUUCAGACAAAAGGAAAGGCCAGAGGUGUGAAGUCAAGCUGUAUGAUGAAACAGAGAGGUCUUUCCCAAUAGUAUGCUGGGAUAAUGAAUCCAUCCAGCUGGCACAGAGUUGGGUCCCCCAAGAAACAGUUAUAUUUGCAUCAGAUGUCAGAAUCAACUUUGACAAAUUUAGGAACUGCAUGACUGCAACUGUGAUAUCCAAAACCAUCAUUACAACUAACCCAGAAACAGCAGAAGCAAAUGUUCUCUUCAGCUUCAUCAAAGAGAGCGCCCAGGCAGGAGCUCUGCCCAGCCCAGUGAAAGAGCUGGCAAAUGAAACCAUUAACUUGGAGGCUGUAGUGGAUGUCUACACAGUGGAACAGCUGAAAGAAAAAGCUCUGCAGAGUGAUGGGAAGCUGGAGCCUCUCCAUGGAAUUAUUUAUGGCUACAUUUCCACCCUGGACAUUGACGAGAACGUGUCCAGAGUCCUGCGCAACAGAUGCUCAAUCUGCCGGUUCAUUGUGAAUGAAGCAUCAAACACCUGCACCUUCUGCAGUGAUGUCUCUCCAGAGGCCAAGUCCACCUUUGCCAGCUUUGACAUCCUGGUGGAUGUGACAGAUCACACGGGCACCCUGCGCUCCUGCUACCUGUCCGACUGUGUCGCUGAGGAAAGCCUGGGCUGCACAGUCCAUGAAUUCCUCAUGCUGGAAGAAAACCAGAAGACUGCACUGAAAUGGCAACUUCUCUUGGAACGAAGCAAGAUUUACUUCAAAGUUACUUUGUCACCCAAUUGGAGAACAGGAUUAAAAGUGAAUCUUCUUUCCUGCAGACUGGCGGAUCCUGUAGAGGCAAGUCAGAGCUUGUUGGGAAGAGAGUGGAAUUAUUAAUAAAUGUUGGGAAAGGCUUCCUUCACUCUGCUGUUAGAGAUGGAAUUGUUGUUGGAUGCUGUUGUUGGAUUUUGCCAAGUCUGUUCUGAUUGUAAAGAAGGAGUGCUUGUUACAAUACCUCCAAGUGGGCUUCUGAGUUCAUAUUUUUGGGUGAUUGUACUUUAAAAAAGUGUACUUGGGCCUCAGCUUAAAAGGUAAUUCUACCAAAUUCAACCCCUUUCAAGGGGCCUGGAAGGUUUCCUCGCUCAGCUGAGAUCUUUGACAAAAUCAGAAAUAACAAAUAGGUCAAAAAGAGAUCUGUUGAACUUCUGUGGUUUUAACUGCUUUGCUGCUUUUGUGUUAAAUAAAACCCCCCUUGAAACACUG